AGAAAUUAGAUGCUGUUCAAAAUGCUUCCACAAGCUCUCUUUUUUUCAUUUCCCUUAUUCUCUUUCAUCUUCUUCCACCAAUCAAUAUCCGCCACUGAUAGCUUCAUCUAUGGCGGAUGCUCUCAACUUCAUUUCCUCCCAGGCACACCUUACGAGUUAAAUGUCAACUCAGUAUUCAGUUCCUUAGUCAACUCAGCAUCUAUCUCCAACUUCAACAGCUUCAAAAUCUCCCCCUCAGGAUCUGCACAAAGCAAUGUCGUCUACGGUCUCUUCCAAUGUCAAGGCGACCUUAGCAACUCCAUCUGCAAAGAUUGUGUUGCCAACUCAGUGAGUCAACUCAAGACAAUUUGUCCUUAUGCGACUGGCGGAGCAAUACAGUUACAAGGAUGUUUUGUGAGAUACGAUAAUACAUCAUUUUUGGGGGUUCAGGAUAAGACGGUGGUCUUGAAGAGGUGUGGCCCUUCUAUUGGUUAUAAUUCAGAUGCUUUGAACCGUCGAGAUUCUACGCUGGCAUAUCUAACGGCCGGUAAUGGACAAUUCUUUCGUGGAAGUGGGUCUGGGAGCGUGCAGGCUGUGGCGCAGUGCGUACAGGAUUUGGAUGUAAACGAGUGUCAAGAUUGUCUUUUAGAAGCAAGUGGACGGCUGAGAUCAGAGUGUGAGACGUCAACUUGGGGUGAUAUGUUUAUGGGAAAAUGUUAUAUUCGAUACGUUGACCGUGAACACCACUCGAGAAACGGUGCAGGAGAUGAUGAAGAUGUGGAUAAAACAUUGGCACUCACCAUUGGAGUCAUAACAGGGGUUAUUUUACUCAUUGUUUUCUUAUCUUCCUUGGGCAAGAUUUUUAACAAAAAAGGUGGUAAAUAGUGAAUAGAUUGUAUAUAUGCAAUGGAUUGGCUUAAUUCCUGAAGAUAUGUUCCCCAUCCUUUUUUUUAUGAAAAAAGGUACAAGGAUUCCCUAAAAACUCCCCACUUUUUGCUUUUCAACCAUCUUUUUCUAGAUACUUUGCAAGGAUCAAAUUGUAAUUUUAAUUUUAUUAGGAGCAAAAUGUAAGUUUACUUUUUCAUGUGAAUAUUUAUGGUUUGUGAAAUAGUGGGUACUUCAUUUUAUUCGA
Cynara cardunculus var. scolymus (artichoke) is the source of this 1111-nucleotide messenger RNA. Its product is annotated as cysteine-rich repeat secretory protein 12-like. Bases 10 to 864 code for a protein of 284 amino acids. The record is from RefSeq and is a predicted model, not a curated record. The transcript is spliced from 3 exons. Lineage: Eukaryota; Viridiplantae; Streptophyta; Magnoliopsida; Asterales; Asteraceae. Gene Ontology annotation, cellular component: plasmodesma.